This is a messenger RNA of Trichogramma pretiosum, 1230 nucleotides long. RefSeq names its product D-aspartate oxidase (gene Daao2). Lineage: Eukaryota; Metazoa; Arthropoda; Insecta; Hymenoptera; Trichogrammatidae. The record is from RefSeq and is a predicted model, not a curated record. The transcript has 8 exons. Gene Ontology annotation, molecular function: FAD binding; D-amino-acid oxidase activity. Bases 10 to 1104 code for a protein of 364 amino acids.
UUCUCCUAUAUGGCUGCGACUCGCUGCGAGUCAGCCGGCAGCAGCAGUAGCAGCGCAUACAAUAUGAACGUGCCAAAUCACAUUGCAAUAGUGGGCGCGGGAGUUAUUGGGGUGACAUCUGCCCUAGCAGUACAACAGGCAUUUCCAGCUGCUGAGGUGACUAUUUUUUCUGAGAUCUUUUCACCAUACACAACGGGAGAUGGAAGUGCAGGUCUUUGGAGUCCAUUCGUUCUUGAAAAUACCGAUCCGACGAAAAUAUUACGUUGGUCUACGCUAACUCAUAGAUGGAUGGAGAACUUUUGGAAAAAGGGUUUGGCUGCAGAUAUUGGUCUUUGUUUAUUGCCAUUAUAUCGAGUCACACAUGAGCCAGAGGGGUAUCCUUUACCUGAUUGGGCAUCUGCAGCUUAUGGUGCUUAUGAGUUAUCAGAUGAUGAAUUAGAGAGUUUCAAUAAACGCCAUAAAUCUAAAUAUGGUGGGGCCAUUCAUUUUGUUACUUACACCUGUGAAUCUACAAAGCUUUUGCCGUGGUUGAUGGAAAAAUUCAAGCAAAGCAAUGGAAAAAUUGUUGAAAGAAAAGUUCAAAGCUUGGAGAAUUUAUACCAUGAAGGAUAUGAUGUUAUUAUAAACUGCACUGGAAUGGGAUCGAGAGAUCUUUUGAAAGACAAAUCACUUGUACCAGUUCGGGGACAAGUUACUAGAGUUAAAGGACCGUGGUUAUUUGAGGUAAUGCUGGAAGAAGAUGGCGACGGAAAUUACGUCAUUCCAAAUGUAGAUACGGUAAUACUCGGAGGAACAAAACAAAAGGGUGAUUUUGAUAUUUCUGUAAGAGAAGACGAUUUAUCUGCAAUACGUGUAGGUUGUGAACGAAUGUAUCCAUCGAUUAAUAAAUGCCAAGAAUUAACUCAUUGGGUGGGACUUCGACCGGUGAGAAAAGAGGUACGCUUAGAGAAAGAAACUGUUAGCUAUUCUGACUCAAAAAAUCUGACGAUAAUUCACAAUUACGGUCAUGGAGGAAGUGGUGUAACGCUCUGUUGGGGAUGCGCUUUGGAUGUAGUACAAAUACUGCAACAGCACUGCGAAAUUAAAAAUCUAUCUAAAAAAUGAUUCUAGUAUUUACUACUCGAUUAGUUAUAAAUUAAUUGUAUUAAUGGAUGUCAACAUCAUUUAAAACAUAGAUUUGAAAAUUAUAUUACAUAUUUAUUGUAACAAAUAAUUAUGUUUAAAAAUUUA